GGAGGAGAGACAAAAGCGUCUCCCUGGCCCUCCCACUCUCACUCACUCAUUCGGCACAGUGUGUGGAGCACGGCGGAAAGGACAGCGUGCUCGCAACAAAGAGAGGAAUUUAGGAUUGCUUUUUCGACACACUCUGCAUAGCUCUCCCCCGCUCGCCCUUUCUUAACUGGUGCACGCGGGAAAGCUCGCGUGGAUACCGGCUUACAGGCUGGAAGGGACGGCGAGGACGCCCACGCCAACUUCGCACGGCGGCACACAUGCUCACACGCCCACGGACACUCUGGAGCGUACUAUGCUGGUCCAGGGAGCAGUGACGCCCGGGAGGACCCGCCGGCUGAUGCUCAAGCUGCCGGUCGGGACUCUCCGGAGGAACAGCGGCGAGCGGGUGCACCCCAUCCAAAGCCUCAAACCACAGGAGAUCAGUCAGUGGCAAGUGGGCUGGGUCAGCUGAAGCCUUCAAAGGAUGACGGAGGGGAGGCGAUGUCAGGUCCAUCUCCUGGACGACAGGAAGCUGGAGCUCCUUGUUCAGCCCAAGUUGAUGGCGAAAGAUCUCUUGGACUUGGUGGCCUCUCACUUCAACCUCAAGGAGAAAGAGUACUUUGGAAUUGCGUACACAGACGAAACGGGCCAUUUUAGUUGGCUGCAGCUGGACCGCAGGGUAUUAGAACAUGAAUUCCCCAAGAAAUCAGGGCCCAUUGUCCUCUACUUCUGUGUCAGAUUCUACAUAGAGAGUAUAUCAUACUUGAAGGACAAUGCUACCAUUGAGCUUUUUUUCCUCAAUGCCAAGUCCAUCAUCUACAAGGAGCUCAUUGAAGUGGACAGCGAUGUCGUCUUUGAACUGGCUUCCUAUAUUCUCCAAGAGGCUAAAGGUGAUUUUACCAGUCACGAUGCAACCAGAUCUGACCUGAAAAAGCUCCCUGCUCUGCCCACCCAGGCCCUAAAGGAGCACCCAUCCCUGGCCUACUGUGAGGAACGAGUCAUUGAGCACUACAAGAAGCUUAACGGCCAAUCCAGAGGGCAAGCUAUCGUAAACUACAUGAGCAUUGUGGAGUCCCUGCCCACAUAUGGAGUACAUUACUACGCCGUAAAGGAUAAGCAGGGGAUCCCGUGGUGGCUGGGAUUGAGCUAUAAAGGCAUAUUUCAGUAUGACCAUCAGGACAAAGUCAAGCCCAGAAAGGUGUUCCAAUGGCGUCAGCUGGAGAACCUCUACUUCCGAGAGAAGAAGUUCUCCGUGGAAGUUCAUGACCCCAGGAGUAGGGCGUCGGUGACACGCAGGACAUUUGGGCACAGUGGCAUCGCAGUGCACACCUGGUACGCCUGUCCGGCCCUCAUCAAGUCCAUCUGGGCCAUGGCCAUAAGCCAGCACCAAUUCUAUCUGGACCGCAAGCAGAGCAAGUCUAAGAUCCAUGCAGCACGCAGUCUGAGUGAGAUUGCCAUCGACCUCACCGAAACGGGAACGCUGAAAAUGUCCAAACUGGCCAACAUGGGCAGCAAAGGCAAGAUUAUCAGUGGGAGCAGUGGCAGUCUGCUCUCUUCAGGUUCUCAGGAAUCAGACAGCUCCCAAACAGCCAAGAAGGACAUGCUGGCUGCGCUGAGGGCUCGUCAGGAAGCUCUGGAGGAGACGCUGAGGCAGAGGCUUGAGGAGCUCAAGAACAUCUGCAUCAGAGAGGCUGAGCUGACAGGAAAACUUCCCAAGGAAUACCCUCUCGAUCCGGGAGAGGAAGCUCCCACAGUCAGGCGAAAGAUCGGCACUGCCUUCAAACUGGAUGAGCAGAAGAUUCUUCCGAAGGGCGAGGAAGAGGAGCUGGAGCGUUCGGAGCGAGAGUUCGCCAUCCAGUCGCAGAUUACCGAGGCUGCCCGGCGCCUGGCCAGCGACCCGCACGUGAGCAGCAAGAAGCUGAAGAAGCAGAGGAAGACGUCUUAUCUCAACGCACUCAAGAAGCUACAGGAGAUCGAAAACUCCAUCAAUGAAUAUCGGGUGCGCUCCGGAAAGAAGCCCACACAGAGGGCGUCGCUUAUAAUCGAAGAAGCCAACAUUGGCUCCGAAGACAGUUCACUAUCCGACGCUCUGGUGCUGGAUGAUGACGACCCCCAAGUGACCGGCACCCCCAACUUCUCUCCGAUCACGUCGCCCCACAAGGGCCUCCCCCCGCGCCCGCCGUCUCACAGUCGUCCCCCGCCGCCGCAGUCCCUGGAUGGGCUGCGGCACCUGCACUUUGGCCGCGGAGACUACGAUAAAUCGCCCAUCAAGCCCAAAAUGUGGAGCGAGUCGUCGCUUGACGAGCCAUACGAAAAAGUCAAGAAGCGCUCAUCUCAUUCCAGUCACAGAAGAUUCCUGAGCUCUGGCAGCACAGAAGCAGGAGGAAGCAACUCUCUGCAGAGUAGCCCCAUCAGGAGCCUCCCUCAGUGGAACUCUCAGUCCAGCAUGCCGUCCACACCGGACCUGAGGACCCGGACGCCACACUACGUACAUUCCACUAGGUCAGUGGACAUCAGUCCCACACGUCUGCACAGUCUCGCUCAGCACUUUAGGAACCGCAGCUCCAGCCUGGAGUCCCAGGGCAAGCUCCUUAUGUCGGACCCGGACGCGCACCCGCACACGCUGGGCAGCCCGGACUUUUUCCUGGGUCCUACGCGGAGCUCCAAUGGCUCCGACCCGCUGGACGACUGCUCCUCUUGCACCAGCCAGAGCAGCUCGGAGCACUUCUACCCGGCAACUGGGCCCUUGGCGCCUGGUAGCAACCCCAACUACUCCACCCUCGGGGAGGACUCGCCCUCCAAAGCCAGGCAGAGGCAGCGGCAGAGGCACAGGUCCGCCGGUCACCUGGGCUCAUCCAACUCCGGCUCCAUGCCGAACCUGGCAGCCAAGAACGGCUCGGUCGGGGGUUCGGGUGGUGGCGGCGUCAUCGGCGGAGCGCACCACGGCGUCUACCUCCACAGCCAGAGCCAGCCGUCCUCCCAGUACCGCAUCAAAGAGUACCCGCUGUACGUGGAGGGCAGCCCCAACCCCGUGGUGGUGCGUAGCCUGGAGAGCGACCAGGAGGGCCACUACAGCGUAAAGGCCCAGUUCAAGACGUCCAGCUCCUACACAGCCGGGGGACUGUACAAGGAGGCCUGGGGAGGGGAGGAGGGCGGCGAGGGCAGCGGCCGACUGACGCCGUCGCGCUCGCAGAUUGUACGGACUCCGUCGCUGGGGCGCGACGGGAGCGGCGGAGGAGGAGGGAGGGCGGCCGUGUCGGAAGAGCUGCGGUGCUGGUACCAGAGGUCGUCCGGGAGCCUGAAGGAGAGAAGUCACUCCCACUCGGGUUCCACCUCAUCCGAAACGGGGUCACAGCACGGCAUGCUGGGACACGGACGGGGCAGUCGGGUGGGAACGCUCGCCAAGGGCUCACCAGUUGCGUCCCCGCACAGCCAGAGGAGUAUGACGCCCUCCAGCGAGCGGGCGGCCACGCCCACGCCCCCCUGCAGUCCACAGCACACCCUCAACUGGCAGAGCGGGUCGUUCAGUGAAAGCUGCUUCCUGGGCGGCCCUUCCUGUUCCGAGCUGGCCGACGUGCAGUGGUACAGACGCGACAAGGCCAAACCUGGAACCCUGGUCUGAGACCUUCUUGCAAAGCACCCCCCCCCCGAGCCCCCCUUUCACUGCAUCACCACUCAACAACAGCUGUACGCGGCCCUCCCCUGCCUCCCCCCCGUCCCGCCUCGCUCCCCACUCGUGACGCGAGCGACGGGGCCGAGAGGAUGUGAAUGAGAGCGAGAGCGCAGUCUCGUCGUGUGUUUCAGAGUUGUCCCCCAAACCCAGAGGAUUCCUGCUGGUUUUGAGCCACCAGUCUUAACAACCCAUACAAGUGUAUUGGGUUUCAGUAUUCUCAUUCAUCCUUUAUUUCCUCCGGCAUAUUUAUUAUCUAACGUGGAGAAGACGACUUUUCCUUAAAAAAAUAAAAUAAAAUCUGUCGAACAUGUAUGACAAAAAUUCCUCCUCUCGGUUUGAACCCCCAGGCUGGAUCUACUGGUCGCAGGUCUACGAGGAUAGAACAUGAUCCGGACUACAGCAAUAAGAAACGUUGUUGGAUUUGUUUUUGGAAGAGGAUUUGCAACUUUGGGGCUCUUGGCAUCCAUUCAGAGCUCACCGGAGAGACCUCAGCGUCAUUUCCCGUCCGGCACUCUGAAGGCUGCAAAAUUGUGAGAAUUUUCAACGUUGGAAACCUUCUGUGGGAAUUUACAAAAUUGAAGGUUGGCUCUCAAUAGCGAACAUAAACAUAUUUGGUGAAAAUAUAUUUUAGCCUAACGGUGACUAAAACAACCAUUAUGAGUUGAUUUAGUUUUUUGGGGAGGGACGCGGUCUCCUUGCAACAAAACAAAAAUGUUUGUUUAUUAAUACUUGAAUUUGAUACUUUUUUGUCAGAAUUACCCACAGUUCCCAGUUAAUUCCCAGGGAAAGUUUCCAAUUUGGAGCAUUUCCAAAAUUGCCCAUGGAUAUUUAUCGGUAACUUUUCAAAAUUUACCGGGAACGUUCCACCCCUUUUGUAAUCCGGGUCAGUCCGUUGUAGUCCCGCCUGGAUUCUCUUCAGUGUGGGAUGUUGGUAAAGCAACACAGUUGCAGUAAUGCUGUUUCUCACAUGACGUGGACAGAAGUAUUGGGACACGUGGCCAUUACGCAUACAGGAAGUAGUAGUAUUAGUCAAUGGCGUCUGGAAAAGGGAUAUGACUUUAUUCGUCUCAGGCCUGCCACACUCUGCGCGAUGCGAUUGAACCUGAUUGAACCGGACCAUUGCAAAAAAAAAUUACAGUUUAUCACGCGCAUUGAGCGACUGGAUACAUGGACGAGCCUGUAUAGGCUUUUCAUGCUGCACAUACAGUAUACAGUAUUGUACUUUAUCACAUUUAUUAAACAUACAUUUCAUCCACAGGUGCAUUCUAAAUUAUACAAAUUAUAAUGUAGUAUUGUUGUAAAAGACAAUAUUCCAUACUUAAUAUACUGUAUUUGUAUGGUGUGGGGGUGGCGUUCUGAGUCUCGCUCGCUUUAAGUAGAAAACUUAUCGAGUGAAAGCUUACGUACAUUUUGACUGGCUGUAAUGUACCACAUUGUGACAAUGUUCACCGGCGAUUAGAAUUUUGAAACGGCGCAAAACCGGUGGCCGACCGAUUGACCACUCCUGAAACAGUUGCCAAACCCCGCACACAGCGCCACAUUUCAGUCGCUAUCGGCCGCAUCGAUCAGUGUGCAGCGGGCUUCAAAUUACAACAUAUUUUCUGUCUUUUCACUCAUAUUAUUAAUACCAUUUUCUUGGGAAAAUGUUUAUUUAAUUCUCAUGAAAUUUUAACUUCGUUAAAAAAUUUAUUUUAUCUGGUACCAUUAGCACUUUUUUCUCAAAAAGGAAAAUACAACUUUAGUCUGGUAAUGAGAUUUUUUGUUGAAAAAAUGCAACUUUAUUCUUGUCAGGGAAAAAUUUUUCUCAGAAAAAUACAGCGUUGAUUUGGUAAUACAGUAUAAUGAUUAGUUUUUCAAAGAUAAUUAGAUUAACUGAACUAAAUCUGUUUUUUUUUCUAAAGAAAAUAUAGUUUUUUUCUCAUAAUAAAUAUAAUUCAUAUUGUAUAAUUGUGGCUUUUGUUCUAAGAAAAAAUCUAAAGUAUUAAUCAUAUGAGAAUGAAGUAUUUAAUUUUGAAAAAACACACCUGCAAUGUUGUAAUAGUGCAAUUUUUCUUUCCCAGAAUCACAACUUUAAUAAAAUUAAGACUUCUCUUGAAAAACAUUAUUCAGAAUAAAUUAAUCGCUUGGAAAAAAAUACAACUUUAAUCUUGUUAUAUCGUGAUUUUAAUCACAUAAGAUUAAAACUUCAACUGAAAAAUACAAACUUGAUGCCAUAAUAUUACCACUUUUUUGUUGGGAAAAAUUAUAACAUUAUUCUGAUAAUUUUAUCCUGUUGGAAGUGUCACCGUUGCGGCAAUUCAGCGGGAUAUGCAAAAACUGCAAAAAGUAACUACUACGUACUAACUCACUAAAAAUGGCCGCAUACCCAAUCAGAUGACUGUCCCAAAACUUGUGCCCAUAUAGUGCCUGUACACACACUGAGGGUCAGACCACUUGUAUUCAUGGGUGCUACUAUAUUUUUUAUUUUUUGGGGUGCCAACCGUAAAGUGGGUGCUGGAAGCCUUGGAGAACAGCAACCAGCCGGAUUAGCCAAACUUCAGAAAGCACAACGUCACCUCCACUCACAAACACGUCAUCAGCACUAAAGAGAAGCCAUAAAGCGAGGUACGCACAUACCUGUUCGCAUCGGGCCUUUGCUGAAAUUGAUUGAAAGGGAGGCAAAAUGUUCAAAUAUGGCUCCAUCUUUAGUAUGCGUGUACGCCACUUAACACACCAACACAGGAUAAUAAUAAUUCAGAGACACCCAAGAAUCAAACCUUUGUUGACUUUGAUCGGAAGUGCGGGGGCAUUUACAAGUUCCACCCAAUUAUCGAUAUGUGUGUAUCCCGCUUUAGACAUCUAACACCACAGGAUAAUCAGUCCGGAUAAUCGUUGUCAUCGAAGACUUUGACCACAAAGGAGGGGAAAUGCUCAAAUUUGGUCCGAUUAUCAGUAUGUGGGAACCCUGAUUAAAACAGCUCACACCACGGGAUAAUUGGUGAGGAAAAUCUUUAAGAUACAUCUGAUAAUCGGGCCUUUGCUGACUUCAAUUGAAAUUGAGGGGGAAAAAAUGUAAAACAAUUUGCCUGAUUGUUAGUAUGUGUAUCCCACUUUACACACCCUCCAUCACAGGAUAAUGGUUCAGAGACAUUUCAGAUUUGGGCCUCUCCUGACGUUGAUUCGAAAGGGAUGAAAAAUGCUCAAAUCUGGCCUGAUUGUCAGUAUCACGUACCCCUCUUAACACACCAAGACAGGAUUAUCGCUCAGGGUAAUCUUUCAGAGACAUUUAACAGUUGGGCCUUUGCUGACUUUGAUCAGAAAGUUAGGCAAUGCUCAAUUAAUACCCGAUUAUCAGUUUGCCUGUAUCCCGUUUGACACCUCACAACACAGGAUAAUGCAUCAGGAUAAUCUUUAGGAGACAUCUGAUAAUCGGGCCUUUGCUCAUCGUAAGGGAGGGAAAAUACUGCAAUUUGGUCCGAUUAUCGGAAUGUGUGUAUUGUGCUCGACUUUGAUCACAAAGGAGGAAAAAUGCUUCAAUGUGGUCCGAUUAUCGGUAUGUGUGUACCCGCUGAAGAGAAUGAUUCAUCCCAUACUUCCCAACAUGCAACAGGACAGGGUUAGAAAAGCACCACAUACAUAAUAUAAUAUCAUUGCAGAAAAAAGUGACCACGUCACACCUUUUCGUCUUGAUGGCUGCUUCUAAUCCUUCCUUUCAAGCCCAACCAUUCAUUCCGAACGCGAGCAAACGUCACAAUCCUGCCACCCCUCGCGCAUGCCGGUGAAGAUAAAAGACACCCACAGCCGCAAUAUCGUGUCGCCCUUCACGAAGUCAAGACCCUCGUGUUGGCGCCCAGUGUGGUCAAGUGCAGCCUUCUCCCUCUAGUGGCCAUCCAUGCAAAGACAGUUUCAACUCACUUUUUGUUUGUUUGUUUUUGUUUAAUGCUCUUAAAGAGGCUUGACAUUGAUUUAUUAGUAUUUUUAAUACUUGCUGGUUUUCAACAAUUUUCCCAUCACUGUUGUUGUUGUAUUUUCUUCUUAUCCCGGUGCUACACAAGUGGACACACAAGUUAACACGCUAUCUACCGUUCCCCCAUAAGAGUCGGUCAGUUACAAUCCGAGUUGAUUUUAACACGCAGCUGACAAAUAGAGCAUGUAACUGUUAACACAAAUACAUUUAAUGUGCUGUAGGAAAACAAAUGUGGAAUUAAUUAUACAAAUAAUAAUAAUAAUGAUAACUGAAUUCCACAGUUAAUUUAUUCUUUUCUAUAAAAAAAUUUGUAUAGUAACUUUACAUUUUUCAAAGUGUGUCGUUGGAAAAAGUGGUGAGGAUUUUUUCUCAGAGACGCUGUCGCUGGUUCAGGAGAUGAACGCAAAUAAAUUAUUGAUGAAA
Molecule: messenger RNA, 8021 nt
Organism: Phyllopteryx taeniolatus (common seadragon)
Lineage: Eukaryota; Metazoa; Chordata; Actinopteri; Syngnathiformes; Syngnathidae
Gene: frmd4a
Product: FERM domain containing 4A
Exons: 24
Coding region: 464-3601 (1045 amino acids)
Biological process (GO): establishment of epithelial cell polarity
Cellular component (GO): adherens junction; cytoskeleton; bicellular tight junction
Source: RefSeq, a predicted model, not a curated record